Molecule: messenger RNA, 4849 nt
Organism: Sceloporus undulatus (fence lizard)
Lineage: Eukaryota; Metazoa; Chordata; Lepidosauria; Squamata; Phrynosomatidae
Product: nesprin-2-like
Exons: 2
Coding region: 1530-3431 (633 amino acids)
Cellular component (GO): membrane; meiotic nuclear membrane microtubule tethering complex; nuclear envelope
Molecular function (GO): protein binding
Source: RefSeq, a predicted model, not a curated record
GGGGACCUUUUCUUGUGGGCAAAGCCAACUGUAAUGGAGAAGAAAUUGGUGUCUGGGAGUUGCAUGGGCUAUUUCAAAACUUGUUCCUCCCAUCGGUUGUUUGGCUGCAUCUGCUCAAAAGAAGACUCAGAUGGGUUGAGACAGAACGGUUUCCUGAGACAAAACUCUUUCCAUUCACAGAUUGUGAUUCCUAACACUAGUCCCAGACCCACUGUCUUUCGUCAGUUAUUCCGAUAGGGUGUUUCUGUUGCCGUUGUUAUUUUACAAGGGCUGUCUAUGCAACUAGAUGGUACAUCUUCCUAUAGCCAUGAUUUCUGUAGGCUUACUUUUUGCAAAGGAGUUUGCACCAUAACUCUUGCCGUUCUCUGCGUUGCAUUUGGGAUGCUGCUCAAACACAUCAGGAUCUUUACCAGUUGCGGCUUUAGAGGGGUAUAGUCAUCUUACUUCCACUGCUACCUAUUAUGUAUAUAUACAUAUAUUAUGCAUAUGUAUAUAUCUGGCAUUAAAGGUUUUCUAAUAAAGGGAGGCAAGGAAUGGAAGCUGGGUGUUUUGUGUUUGUGGCAAGCUGAGGGGCCUGACUCCAGCCCUUGCAACACAGAUGGGAGCUGGUGCCAACCACCCCCUUUGGACUCUCCAAAAAGGUACGUUAUUGCAAUUGUGUCCAUUUUACAACUGGGAAAAACUGAGGCUGUGUGUGUGUGUGUUUUGGAGGCUGUGAGACCCUUGAAAGUGGCUUUCCUAAGGCUCACAGCUCUACCUCAAAUCCUCCUGCACCCAUUGAGCCAUCUUUCCUCCCAAUGUGGGAGGAAAGAGAUGCUCCAUCAUCUUUCCCAAAACCAGGACUCAUCCAAUCCUUCCAUCAGGGCAGACAGCAAGCUUCUUCCAGAAGGAAAGGAACUGCUGCAGGAAUCUGGAAAGACGGAAGACGGCUGUGUGUGCAAUGUCCAAAAUGGGGUAAGGAUGAGUCUGUGUGAUCUUCUCCAUCCCUCUUCAUUUCUGCACAACUGCAUUAAUGCCCUGCAAGCAGCCGGGUUGCCAUGGCAACCCAGGGAUGGGAGGGGGAGGCUGGCAGGGUGGGAUGUGUGCCUUCUCCUUCUCCUCCUCCUCCUUUGCAGAAAGUGUUGCUUGGAUGGUCAGUUGCAAGAGCAGAUGGGAGCGAAGCAACAACAGGAUCAGCUCAGGCAGCAUCAGGCAAAGAAGUGUUGCAAAUCCACUUCCAACCUCUCUUUCUAAACCCACCUGAGAAAAUAAAAGAUGGCUCUCUCAUCUGGUCAAAUGGUAACAGAGGAUUACUAGCGAGGAAAUGGAAGACGAACCCAAAUGUGGGAGACUUUUUGAAGAAGGAAAACAGACCUGAGAAGGCCUUCUUCUGGAUGGCCUAAGAUGCCAUGUAGCUUUGAAAGAGAUGGAGCCAUGGACUGGAUGAGUGACCUUACAUGAAAAUGCAAAGACCAGAAACUUCAGCCUUCAAUAACCUUAUCUGCCAAGGGAAAUCAUGUGGAUAAGGAACAAAAAUUGACCAGAGCUUCAUGGAAGGAAACAAGCAGAUGAGAGAGCAGCUCACAAAAGCCAAGCCAACCAUUCACUAUGAUAGAAAUAAGGACCUGGCUUUGAGGGCUUCUUCAGGGAUUGAGGGCUCAACGUCCAAGAGGGACCCUACCAGGGAGAGCACCUCAGGAGAUGGUUUCUUCAAGAGGUGCCCAUUCUGGUGGAGAAAGGAAAGGGCUGCCAAGUCCCUUCAGGAAGAGGCAGUGCCCAAGAGCCGCCUGUGUAUGGAAACUGCUCACGAAAGCCCCAUCCCAGCUGUCAGAAAGCCAGCCCCAAGGGAAGAAACUUUGGGAUGGCUCCCAGGUGAGGAGUCUGCAGGAGCAAAGCCAGGGUCCUCCUUACUCAGGAAAUUGUUGUGCCUGAAGGUCAGUCCCUCUCGGAUGAAGGAACCACCCCACGGACUGGAGGCGUCUCCGCUUUACAGAGCAAGUAUGGGAUGCGGACCUGUUGCUGCCCUCAGCAGAACUGCAGACCCUCAAGGAGAGUCUCCAUUGAGGUGGAAGCCCAGAGCUGAAAGCCAUAGUCCAGCAGAAGCUACCUCCAAUGGUGCAGAAAUGGACAUGGCAGACACAACCGCUAAGCCAGAAGGAUCAUGGAUAACAAAGCCAUGGAGAACAUUCAGGACCGCGAUUACCUCCCGAGUCAAGAAGAGAUCCAUUCUCCCAGGGAUUGAGAGUAAUCAAGGGGCAACAGAAGAUGGGGAUCUUCACAUCCCCACCGAACAAGAAAGCUCCUCUAAUCCUAAGACGAACACAGCCUUUGGAGAACAUAUGACUAACAGGGCAGCUAUAGAGGACCAAAAGCCAUCAGCAGCAUUUCCAGCUAACGUGGAUAAUGCUCACAGCAUCCAGGAGAACAAAAGAAGCCAGAGAGUCUCAUGGCAUGGCAUGGAGAUCCACAGAACGGCAGAAGAUGACACACUGGGUCCUAACACGGAAGCCAAGGAGGAGAAGAGCACCUCUUUAACUCUUGAAGGUGGCCGAUGGGAACAGAAUCUAGUCCACAAGAAUGUUUCUGAAUGGGACAACCUCCAGAAACAAGUUUAUAACCUUCUUAGGGGAAAUGGGGCAGAGGUGGAAGAAACUGCAAGGGAAGAUGAAGACCUCGAACAAGGAAGGUGUGCUUACUGGGUGGAAGGACUGAUGGAAGAGGAGGAAGAUUUGGCCGAUCUUGCUGAGAAUCCAGGUGGGCAGGGCAUGCUGAUGGCAACGCGGGAUUUGCGCUGGUUGAGCAAUGAGUUACUGGGAGGCCCAAAAUCCUGGGAGAAGGAAAAGAAAGUGGCGAGAGAAAUUGAUCAAGCCCAGGACAGUGAAGGAAAGACCAUUACAGAAGACGCUAGUGAUGGUGACCAACGUAAUGGCAAGGUGCCGCUAGACCUAGCCACUGACAUGAGCCAUAUAACCAGUUUCCUGUUUCCGCCACCUUUCCCAGGAAGUGACCCAAGCCAUGUUGUGGAGUCACUCCACUACGAUACAUCUGGGACUGACACCCCAGAGGAAGAAGGAACCCUGUUUCCACAGGAUGGCCAGCCAUUAACCCCUCUGGAGUUCCCCCCCUCAUCCUUUUCAACCAAGAGCUUAGAGCAGGGUCUCCUAAGCCCACCACCAUUGAAGCCCUAUGAGAUGGUUGCUGAGGACAAUGAAAGAGAAGGACAACAAGGGCUGGCAAGUCCCACAAGGAAAAUGCUGCCGUUCACCCAGGAGAUGCACCAAGCCACAACGUGGCUGGAUGCCACAGCGCCUGGCGCUGAGGUGGACAAGCAGUUGAUCUACAUGGCAGCUGUGGAAAUUGUGGGUGCUACGAUCGAUGCGGUUGCAGUGCAUCUGGCAAAGAAAGAGGAGGAAGAGCAAACCGAGUCGGGGCUCAACAAACAAGCCCCCUGACGCCUCUAUUUUUGGAGAUGUGACACAUGGGCAACAUAGAUCUUUUUCGUAGGCUGUGACCUAGAUUUUCCUGCACCUCUCACCAGUCUCUCCACUUUGUUGCCCCAUUGCAAUGCAUCUGAAGAAUCCCUUUCUUUUAAAAAGCAUAUUUUAUUUAAUAGACUUCCCUGGAUGGAGUGGGGAUCAUGAGCAUUGUUUGAAAUCUCUGUAGUCAAUUCAAUCAAAGCUGUUCCUCAUUCAGAGGAAAUGCAGUGGUUAGAGAUCUCAUUUAAGGAGCAAAGGCAUGAAUGGCUCAGAAAAGCAAAGCAAAGACUUUUAUUCUAGGAAGAUUAGAAGGGUUCUGAUCUAAUUCAGGCUCAUUCAGCCAAGAAGAUAAACUGAUGGGACAAGGUGGAAGAAGAUCCCUAAGAAUAUCUGUUUAGACCACAAAAGGGUCUAUAUAGGUGGCUGAGAAGGGAUGUUGCGCUUCUAAUAACCAUAACCAGUUUGACACCAUUUUAAUUGCCAUAAGCUUCCCUUGGUCAGAAGAGCCAGGCAACAAGAAUGCAAAAGUUAUUAUGUACAGGUUGAGUCUUUAUCAGGCAUAUGUCUGUCUAUAGUGGUAUAGUCAUCACUGUUGGUCAAAAAGCCAUGCUUAAGUAUCUUAACUGAGCCAAAUCCUUAUAGAAAAAAAUAUCAAGGCGAUAUGGACUGAGUAAAACCACUUAAUUUAAGACAAGGCAUGUUAUUCACUGGCAGAAUUUCAGGAAAGGGAUCCAAACCAUUUUUUCCUAUUACGUGGCUGGUGAUAUAUCCCACCCUUGUGGCUGAAGCUGGCAUUGAACACUGGAACUUUUCAUGUCUGGGUUUUAUCAUUUAAUGUCUAUUUGCACACUCAUUCAGUUCUGGGUCACUGGAGAUGCGCCUAUUUUUAUUGCAAACAGAAUCAGGGGUUGGGAGCCUCAACAUCCUCAGAGGACUUUGCUGAGUUAGUUCUAGGCUGAAUUUUAGAACCGAUGGCAGGUUCUGAAAUUUGGCAAUGGAAACUACUUCACCCUGGAUUGAGCUAUUUUGUUCAUCUGAAUUGGCAAGCUUUGGCAGGGGGCAUCCAGGGGCCUUUUCUAUCCCGUGCGACCUGAUCCCUUUUGAACUUGAGCAGCUGGGAACAGACCUUUGGGAUCUUUUGCAGGUAAACAGACAUAACCAUACCUCAGUUAAGAAAGAAGUUGCUUUUUACAAAGUCUUUUUAUACCUGCCCAGCCCUCUCCUUCACUUCUUUAGCCUCUGCCAAGCUGGAAGUAUUUUUACUAGCAUCUGCAUUGGGAGGACAGGAAAGUUCAAUAUGGUUUUGUCAACUUUUUGCAUGGCUCUCCAGCCCUGGCUGUUUCAUUUCACAUGUGCAUAUUAUCUGUUUCGAAUAAAAAGUCUGCUCAAACGUG